UAUUGAAAGGAAGGUGCGGUUUUUGUUUGGGUUUGUGAGUAUCGGAGAAGAUGGGUAACGGGAGCAGCAGUUUCUUAUUUUGCGGUUGCGUUGAACAAUCAAGCGUUGGGGUUGUUGAACAGUGGGGUCGCUUCCAUCGCCUCGCCCAACCUGGCCUUCAUUUCUUCAACCCUUUCGUCGGAGAAUGCCUCGCCGGCGUCCUCUCCACCAGGAUCUCCUCUCUUGACGUCCGCAUCGAGACCAAAACCAAGGACAAUGUGUUUGUGCAGUUGCUUUGCUCAAUUCAAUACCGAGUAGUUAAACAAAAUGCUGAUGAUGCUUUUUAUGAGUUGCAAAACCCUAAGGAACAGAUCCAGGCUUAUGUUUUUGAUGUGACCCGUGCUAUUGUUCCAAGAAUGAGUUUGGAUGAACUCUUUGAGCAAAAGGGUGAGGUUGCCAAAGCUGUGUUGGAGGAACUUGAGAAGGUGAUGGGAGAAUAUGGAUAUAGCAUAGAGCACAUACUGAUGGUUGAUAUUAUACCUGAUCCUUCUGUGCGUAAGGCAAUGAAUGAGAUCAAUGCAGCUCAAAGGAUGCUACGUGCUAGUGAAUACAAAGGAGAAGCUGAAAAGGUGUUUCUAGUUAAAAAAGCAGAAGCUGAAGCUGAAGCCAAGUAUUUGGGUGGGAUUGGUGUGGCCAGGCAGAGACAAGCUAUCACAGAUGGCUUGAGAGAGAACAUCUUGAAUUUCUCUCACAAGGUAGAAGGCACUUCCUCUAAGGAGGUGAUGGAUCUUAUCAUGAUCACUCAGUACUUUGACACUAUCAAAGACCUUGGGAACUCAUCAAAUAAUACCACAGUCUUUAUACCCCAUGGACCUGGCCACGUUAGGGAUAUUGGUGAGCAGAUACGCAAUGGAAUGAUGGAAGCAGCCAGUGGUCAAGUAAAUAUCAUUUGAUCUUAUAGUAUUGCCUAUAUAUAAGUUUACUUCUCUCUCAGACACAUUGGGAUUCUACAGAUAUGUAAUAUGUUUCUGCUGCAUUGUCCGGAAUUAAAGUUUUGGAACACUUUGAAUUUGUAAAUUAUCAGUUUUCAGUCGUACUAUACAGUCCUUGCAGUCAUACUAUACAGUCAAUGGCAUUGUACUGUUGAAACAAUUCGAAAAUGAUAUGCAGCUUGCUUUAUAGGAACCUUUUUUCUUUAAAAAGAAAAA
This is a messenger RNA of Gastrolobium bilobum, 1187 nucleotides long. Its product is annotated as protein PPLZ12. The record is from RefSeq and is a predicted model, not a curated record. NCBI's taxonomy places the organism in Eukaryota, Viridiplantae, Streptophyta, Magnoliopsida, Fabales, Fabaceae. The transcript is spliced from 5 exons. The coding region runs from base 51 to 932 and encodes 293 amino acids.